Messenger RNA from Branchiostoma belcheri (Belcher's lancelet), 2314 nucleotides. RefSeq lists its product as uncharacterized. The coding region runs from base 740 to 1642 and encodes 300 amino acids. NCBI's taxonomy places the organism in Eukaryota, Metazoa, Chordata, Leptocardii, Amphioxiformes, Branchiostomatidae. The record is from RefSeq and is a predicted model, not a curated record. The transcript has 2 exons.
CUAAGAGUUGGUUAUGCUAAUGAGCCCGUGCGCUCAUAGUUUAUGUGACCCCUCCAGGAGUCAGUCCUAACACCGACUCCGUGUUGUAAACACGUCUGGAAUAAAACUCCUCGUCUGCACUUGUCGUUGUCCGAGUUGUUCAACGCGUCCUUGGUCACUAACUGGCGUGGCGGCAGCGCUGGGAAACGUCCAACCCAUGCUUCGUCAAAACUUCGUCCAAGAGAUCGCACCUUAAAGCAUCCGGAGAGUGACACGCAACGAGGCGGACAGACAUCCUCCUUUGACCGCAGAAAGAGUCACCCGAGGUCAGCAAGCCUUCCCUGACCCUCAGCCUUUCGCCACAUUCCACGCGGAACCACUUUCGGCGACGGCACACCCAGGGAGGCGACCGACGGGGCUCCAAGACGCAACCGGGAAUACUGUCCACAGUUAUUCCAGCCGGCGGAGAAUCGACAUUCUCCGGCCACAUCCGGUAGUGCAGCGCGCCCGCCAUCUUGUUUCUUUGUGAGUUCAACCACGCAUCCGGGCAGCCCUUCCCCGAAGAGGACAAUUUCGUGCCGGUUGGCGACCGAACCAAGAGAGUUCCCCGCACCGGACGGAUUGGGCCAACCUUCGUUUAGGAAGACAGCUUGCGCCGGGUCCGCAACCGAACUGCACCAAAACAAGGCGUGUUCCUGCAUCGCCCAGACGAACGCACGUGCUUCUCUCGGUCAGUUCCUUUGUUCUUUGUUCUGACAUCAUGGCGACCGCCACUCGAGCUCCGCGCCAGUGGUGCUUAACCAAGACUGAGACGAUCAACUCCUUCGAGAACUGGCGAUCGAACCUCGUGUACGUUCUGUCCCUCGACACCAAAUUUGCUCCUUUCCUGACCGACGGAUUCACCUGGCAAAAGAAAGGAGUAGAGAACCGCGGUCUCGCGAACGAUGCCGACCCUGUCCCAGAAAACGCACGGCGAACAGCGGCGCAGAAGGCGGCCAGCUUGGACCUUAUGUUGGGACAGAUUGCUAACUUCUGCCCCAUCAUUUCCCGUAACCGUAUAGUCAAGGCAAGUACCUCUUUGUCAGAUAUAUGGCAAGCGAUACGGCUUCACUUCGGUUUUCAGUCCACCGGAGGGUACUUUUUGGACAUUGCUAGCGUCAAGUUAGAACCAAACGAGAGACCGGAAGAUUUAUUCCAGCGGCUGACAGCAGCCGUAGACGACAACUUACUUACCAGUGCGGGGGGUAUUACCCAUCACGGUGAAGCUGUAACCACCGACGAAGAAGUCACUCCAUCAUUGGAAAACAUGAUAGUACUGUUAUGGCUGAGAAUGCUACACACAGAUCUCCCUGCCCUAGUAAAACAGAGGUAUGGAGCAGAGUUGAGACACAAGACGUUGGCUUCUAUCAAACCUGAGAUUUCAUUGGCCCUUAAGUCCCUGCUAGCUGAGCUACACUGUACUGAAGAAAUCAGAACCUUGCGACUGCAGCAUCCCCGCAAACAGUUUCAGGGACAGCAACCCCAGAACAAGAAAGAGUGCCCUCUGUGCAAGCAAUCAGGCAGACCUUCCAUCGACCACUACUUGAGUGCCUGCCCACAUCUCCCGGAAGCCGAUCGCGAGUACAUACUACGACCAAGACACCACCGUGAUAACACAAUCUAGACCCGAACUGUACCGGCCACACCACGAACUGAACUGUACCUGUUACAGAACAUUCAAAAUCGCUACCUGAACAUCUACUUGACGAACAUUCUGAACUCUGACCCACUCGUAAUAUGAUAUGUGAUCCUCCACCCACAUGUAGUACGAUGAUAUACAUGUAUUUCUUAUGUUCACAUGCAGUAUCUAGUAGGAUAUAUAUUUGUUAUCUUGACUCAUCCAGCAAGGCUAGUUAGUGACCUAGUUUUAGAUACUGAUAUAGAUAAAAGAUAGUAGAAGGUCAGCCAAGUUCAGGGCUAGUUCGUUACCUCUUGUUUAAGACAUAAUCAGUUGUAUCUUAAACGUGAUUAAUCAAACUAAGACCAAAGUUUGCAACUGGUUUCCAGUAGUGCACUUUAACAUGAGCUGUUGAGUUCUAAAGUUUCAAGUUAGCUAGACUUUGUUUUACUAAGCAUAUGUAGUAGCCAGUAUACUAAUAUAUGUUUCAAACGUUACGUUAACCUCCGUAGAAAGAUAGAAAGAAAGAAGCAAAGAAAGAAGAAAAGGAAUCACGCCACUAAGAGUUGGUUAUGCUAAUGAGCCCGUGCGCUCAUAGUUUAUGUGACCCCUCCAGGAGUCAGUCCUAACACCGACUCCGUGUUGUAAACACGUCUGGAAUAAAACUCCUCGUCUGCA